UUGUUGUUAUUCUACGCACUGCUUCCGCUCCUUGCCCUCGAACUAGCGUCGACGAUAUCGGACAGCCGUCCUCAUAAGCCUUAAAACCACAAGCGCAGUGACAACACGUGGGGGACGUAAAACCUUUCAACGGGCGGGCUCAAUUUUUGGGCGGAACGUUUUUCGACAGCCUCGAUCACGAUGAUGAUGAUGAUGGGCGCGAUGCGGGGGAUGAGGAGGAGCUUGUGCGUGGUGGUGAGCCUGGUGCUGCUCUCGGCGGUGUGCGUCAGCGCCGGGAAGCUGUGGGGCGUCGACGUCGGAAAGAAGGAGGAUAAGGGGGAGUUCGCAUCCCUGUUGAAUAAGGCCACCGGGAUGGACCGGGGAGACGGGGCGGGCGGCGGCAUCGGGGACGAAGUCGGCUCGAUACUGGCGCAGGUUGCUGACAUGGACCUGUCGCAGCUGAGCCUUUCGGAGUUGGGCACCAACGUCAUCGACAUGUUUCUGGAGACCAUCAAGGACGAGCAGUUCAUCAGCCAGUUUGCGGAGCCGGGAGUGUUGGGGGAGCUUGCUCAGAACUCAGGGCUGAGCGCACUUCUGGGGGAAGACGGCAUGGCCUCUGUGGAGAGGGAUGAUCUGUUGGCGCUCCUGGCUUUGGAGGACAGCCCUAUCCUCUACAAGACCAAGUUUUACGAGAUCGUGGACAAGUUCAUCGGGAAAACGGUGGCCUUCCGAAUGGACGUCGCGAACCCUGUGAAGCUGCGGCGCUUGGUGUUGGAAACGCUGCAGGCUGCCGGACUCGACCAACCUAUGAUUACCCAGAUCAUGGAGGUCGUGGAGCACCCGGAAAUCAUGGCUCAGCAGAUCAAGGCGAUGGCCUCCGACCCCGCCGUGAUAGAGCAGGCCAAAGCAGCCGCGGAGGGUUUCAUGACCGGGAUGGAGGUGGGCAACGAUAUGGACUACGAUGACGACGAGCUGAUGGAGAUGCUCGCCGCAAUGGGGCAAGAGGACCCCGAGAUGAUGGAGCAGAUAAUUGCCGAAAUUAUGAAGGACCCGGCCUUGGCUGAGAGCUUGGACGCCGAGGGGGGUGCCGCGGGGCUUUUCAAGGGCAUGGGGGGGGGAGCGGGUCGACAAGGACUUGCUGCGGAGUUGUAGAGAUGCUCGCUGAACCGUCGACGACAAUGGCUUGCUGCGGAGUUGUAGAGAUGCUCGCCGAACCGUCGACGAUCCUCUCUCGGGUGACGUGUGAAUUCCUUCCAUUGCCCUGGAUUUUUUUAUGGGAGGCGGAAGAGGGUGAUGCGGACAGUUUCUUCUCGGUUUGUUUUCGGAAUUGAUGGUAGGCAUGCUUUACCGGAGGGUUGGGUGCGCCGAGGGGCCACAAGACUGUUGUGCUUUGUUUUGUUCGCGGGUGUGGUUGUCGAUGCCGUUCUGUGAGCGAAGACAUCGGGUGGGGGGGACGGGGUAGCAUUGAAGGCGGGGAGCGUGGAUGCAGGAGGCGCAUGUUGGGAUAGAAGAUGGUUGACCCUGAAGAAGAGGUUCCGGAGACCGGAUGGACGUUUUUUCUUUGACGUUCGGCGGUCGAAGAUGGUGGGCGUCGAAUUGUGAAACCGGGCGUGCGCAUUAUCAGCAGCCGGGACCCCUUAUGUUUUUUUUUUUUGCCGCAAUGCGGCGGAGGGUUUCCGUGUAGAGGUUGGCGAGAACCCUUGCGUCGCGGUGAAAUCUCAAAUCUUGAUCUUUGGUUGUUAUUCUCGGGAAAGAUUUCCGCUGUUGCUUUCGUUGACGUUCGCGAGCGGUAUCGGUCCGUUGUGCCGAGGGGUGUGUCUGAGUCGACCGGACGCAUCCCUUGUCCGAGCAUUAUGGGGGAAAAGCAACGUCCCGAUAGAGAAGUUUUGGAGAAAUUGUUGUCGCUGUGAUCAUUUUUUUUUUUGU
This is a messenger RNA of Ectocarpus siliculosus, 1905 nucleotides long. NCBI's taxonomy places the organism in Eukaryota, Phaeophyceae, Ectocarpales, Ectocarpaceae. The record is from the annotation of a GenBank genome assembly.